Messenger RNA from Dioscorea cayenensis subsp. rotundata (Guinea yam), 1905 nucleotides. RefSeq lists its product as uncharacterized. The transcript is spliced from 3 exons. Lineage: Eukaryota; Viridiplantae; Streptophyta; Magnoliopsida; Dioscoreales; Dioscoreaceae. The record is from RefSeq and is a predicted model, not a curated record. Bases 1 to 1905 code for a protein of 634 amino acids.
AUGAGGAUCCAGAUGCUUUGCAAUGGCCUGAAUUAUGCAACCAGACAGCUCAUCGAUGCUGCAGCAGGGGGGUCAUUGAGUAGUAAAACCCCUGAGGAUGCUGAAAUCUUGAUUGAAAACAUGGCAAGUAAUGAGUGUCAUUGGUCUACUAGGCAAAAACCCCCUAAGGCAGCUGGAAUUUAUGAGAUAAAUGACAACACUGCGCUAGCCGCCAAGGUUGAGGCCCUAACAAAGAGAUUCGAUCAGUUUGUGUUGGGUACGAGCUCAAAUUCUGGUGCAGUUUUGUCUUGCGAGACUUGUGGGGCCGGGCAUGCUACUGUUCAGUGCCCAAUUUUAAUAGCCUCAGAUGCCCCAGUUGAGACAGUUGAUUAUGUUGGGGGAGCUCCCAGAGGCCCGGGGAAUCCUUAUGGAAACACAUAUAAUCCGGGGUGGAGGAAUCACCCAAAUUUUUCUUGGGGUCAACAACAGCAACAUCGGCCCCCGCAGCCACAGGGACUUCCACCUCAACCUCUUCAGCAGCCCGAGAAGAAGUUCACCACUGAAGAUGUGUUAGCGAGAUUUAUGAUCAGUACCGAGGCAAAAUUUGUGAACAUCAACAAUCAAUUCGCUGAAGUGAACACUGUUUUGAGGAAUGUUCAGGCCUCCAUUCAAUCAUUGGAAAACCAGGUUGGGAAACUUGCUAGGGCAAAUUUGGAGCGCCCACCGGGUAGCUUACCUAGUAACACUGAAAAUAAUCCGAGGGAGCAUUUGAAAGCCGUCACUCUCAGGAGCGGGAAACAGGUGGAAGCACGAGCCGAGGAGGGCUCAAGCACUAAAGAGAAUGGGGUAGCCAUACAGGAAGACCCUAAGCCAUCUGAGAGUGAAGUUGAAGGAAGAAAGGAAAAGCAAGAUGAGAAAACCCUUCAACUACCAACACCAAGGGUGCCAGAGUACAAGCCGGUCAUUCCCUAUCCGGCUAGGUUGAAGCAAGAUAAAGAUGAGGCUCAAUUCAAGAAAUUCCUUAAUAGAAAAUUGGAGGAAUUAGAAACAGUUGCAUUACCACGGAACUGCUCUGCGGUGAUUCAGAGGAAGCUCCCUAAGAAAUUAACUGAUCCCGGGAGUUUCAUUAUUCCAUGUGUGAUUGGGGAAGGCAUGCAAGAAAAGGCCUUGGCAGAUUCUGGGGCCAGCAUCAAUGUAAUGCCCUACAAGCUGUUUUUGAAACUAGGAUUGGAAGACAUGAGGCCUACAAGGAUGACAAUACAACUUGCAGACCGGUCCAUAAAGAAGCCCCGUGGUGUCGUUGAGGAUGUGCUAGUUAGAGUUGACAAGCUUAUUAUCCCUGUGGAUUUUGUUAUUCUUGACGUGGAUGAUGAUGUUGAAGUCCCAUUGAUCCUCGGGCGACCAUUUCUUAACACCGCCGGUGCCCUCAUUGAUGUAAAGGGGGGAAGAAUGACAUUGAGAGUGGGGGAUGAGGAAGUCAUUCUUACACUCCCCGCUACUAUGAAACACACCAUGGACCAUGAUGAUCCCCUCUAUUUUACUGACGAAACUGAUAUGAUUAUUACUGAUUGUGUGCAGGAGGUCUUGGCGAUUAACCACUUGGAUGAAUUCUUGGAAGGAAUGGAUGGCGAUGAGUGCAAGGGGAACAAUCCAUCUCCCACACAAGUAAAGCAGGUAGGCUAUGUGGGGGCAUUUCCGUGGCCGAAUAAUAAGAAGAAAUCAACCACUAGAAAAAUUUGGUGCAAGAGGGACAAGAAACAGAAAUUGGGGAUGAAUUGCACACUAUCACCACCAUGGGAGAUCGAUCGACUAUUCUUCGAGGGGAAGGGUAUGCCGAUCAAGAGAGUUCUAACAAAGCGGCCACGGCACGAUGCGGCAUCAAGACUUCUCACGGAUUGUUGCCUCUCCUCCUUUCCCCUUUGCUAG